Centropristis striata (black sea bass) is the source of this 9172-nucleotide messenger RNA. RefSeq names its product castor zinc finger 1 (gene casz1). The coding region runs from base 1 to 6048 and encodes 2015 amino acids. The transcript has 19 exons. Gene Ontology annotation, cellular component: nucleus. Gene Ontology annotation, molecular function: RNA polymerase II transcription regulatory region sequence-specific DNA binding; DNA-binding transcription factor activity, RNA polymerase II-specific. Lineage: Eukaryota; Metazoa; Chordata; Actinopteri; Perciformes; Serranidae. Gene Ontology annotation, biological process: regulation of neuron differentiation; positive regulation of transcription by RNA polymerase II. The record is from RefSeq and is a predicted model, not a curated record.
AUGCCUUGCUUUGUGGAGAGAAUUCUUCCAGGGCAGGAGGGAGAGGUGAGACAGAGCGCAGAGGGCGGUCUGCUGCCAGCUGAAAGAAGUUUAUGCACUGAAACGACCUCAGGAAAAUCCAAGAUGGCCGCCAAAAGGAAAGGUGGCCUAAAACUCAAUGCUAUCUGUGCCAAGCUGAGCCGGCAGGUGGUGUUCGACAGCAGCUCCCAGAACGCAGAGGGAGACCAGAGUGUAGCAGAAAACAGCGAGCGUGGCAGUUCCCACUACGAUGACAAUGAGACCAACUUCCCCGAGAGCCUGAACCUCAGUCAGAGCCUAGAAGAGGACCAGAAGAGACGCGAGGCCAUCGAGAAGUGGGUCAACGGCGAGUAUGGCGAUGAGCCGCCAGCUCCUGACGACGAGCAGGAGCACGAACUCAAAGUCAGCAAUGACGAAGAUGGCCCUCCUGAGGGCGUGUACAUGGUCCAGCCCAUAGGCUGCAGCGAUGACGAAGACAAUGCAGAGGAGGCCGAGCCGGUGGCAGUCUCUAAGGAGGACAAAGAAGCUGAAGACAGGCCUCCAAAAGACAACACCUACAUGCCACCAAGUGAGGCCCCGAGUCGCCAAGCACCUUUCUCCUCUCCAGGAGAAGCAUCUGCCCUGCGAGACUAUGCAGCCAACACCAUGAAUGAAUUUUUGGGGAUGUUCGGUUAUGAUGACCAGCAGGUAAGGGAUGAGCUGACCAAGAAGAUCAGCUUUGAGAAGCUCAAAGCCGCUACCUCAGACUCCUCAUCCCUCAGUAGUGAGGAGGCCUCCCGGCGUGCCCGCUUCUCCAAGUACGAAGAGUACAUUCGUAAGCUUAAAGCCGGUGAGACCCUUCCUUGGCCCAUGCAUGCUUCCCCACCCAAACCAGAAGACCUCAACCCAAAAAUGGCCCAAGACAAGAGCGCUACCAUGCUCCAGACCUCUGGGUGCCUCCCAGGGCCCGAGGCACAGAUCUACCCCCCCAGCCUGGACCACAAACCAUCAGGAGGACCUCAGCUGGGCACUUCUCAGCCACCAAAUCCCUCUCAAAUGCAGAACAUGGCAUCCCGAUCCUCUAAGUAUGACUUCUUUAUUCAGAAGCUGAAGAUGGGUGAGAGUCUGCAGCAGCAGAACGGUAACGCUUACAAGCGACCCUCCAAGUACGACCUGGAAAACGUCAAGUUUUUGCACCUCUUCAAGCCAGGUGAGGGCAACCCUGACAUGGGCGGUGCCAUCGCCUUUAAGACUUGCAAAGUGGGCCGCCCUUCGAAGUAUGACAUCAGAACAAUUCAGAAGCUAAUGCCAGGAAAUCCCGAGGCUUCACUGAUGCCCAAUGUCCUCGCCUCAGCACCAGGUAACCCGGGAGCUGCUGGUGUCCCCACCGUGGGAGCAACUGGGGCCAGCAUUGCACCCGGGCUCACAAUGGACCAGACGGGACACAUAAGCUUCAAUGCUGCUGACUACCUGAAGUCCAGCUUUUCCAAGACUGACUCCAUCACCACGGGCACUGUGUCCUCUGUUAAGAAUGGCCUGCCAUCAGAUAAACCCGCUACCGACGACAUCAACCUCUACCAGAAAUAUAUUGCCAGGUUCUCUGGAAGUCAACACUGUGGACAUGUGCACUGUGCUUACCAGUACAGAGAGCAUUACCACUGCAUGGACCCUGAGUGUAACUACCAGGUGAGCAGGUUUACCAGUAAGCAGGAUGUAAUCAGGCACUACAACAUGCACAAGAAGAGGGACAACUCUCUGCAGCAUGGCUUCAUGCGCUUCAGCCCGCUGGACGACUGCAGUGUCUACUACCAUGGCUGCCACCUCAAUGGAAAAAGCACCCAUUACCACUGCAUGCAGGUGGGCUGCAGCAAGGUGUACACCAGCACCUCAGAUGUCAUGACGCAUGAAAACUUCCACAAAAAGAACGCCCAGCUGAUCAACGAUGGCUUCCAGAGAUUUCGUGCCACUGAGGACUGUGGCACAGUCGGGUGUCAAUUCUACGGGCAGAAGACUACACACUUCCACUGCAGGCGCCCAGGAUGCACAUUCACCUUCAAGAACAAGUGUGAUAUCGAGAAGCACAAGAGCUACCACAUCAAGGAUGAUGCCUAUGCCAAAGAUGGCUUCAAGAAGUUCUAUAAGUAUGAGGAGUGCAAGUACGAGGGUUGCGUGUACAGCAAAGCCACCAACCACUUCCACUGCAUUCGCUCAGGCUGCGGCUUCACCUUUACCUCCACUAGCCAGAUGACCUCCCACAAGCGCAAACACGAGCGCCGGCACAUCCGCUCCUCCGGUGUCAUGGGCCUCUCUUCCGCCUACAUGGCACCAAAGGACGACCAAGAGGAAUCGAGCAACGAUGACCUGAUGGACUUCUCGACCAUCAGCAGCAAGAACUCCAGCCUGAGUGCCUCGCCUACGACCCAGCAGUCCACCACUGUAUCGCACCUGUUGGCCACGCCCACCACUGCUGUCUCCUCCUCCUCUACAUCGGGCCACACCCUCAAACCUACACCCUCGCUGGCCAGUGCAGGCCAGCGUAUGUCCAGCCUGCUGUCCCAGGCCCUGCCCAGCAACAUGCCCGUGGCCCUUGCUCUUUCCAACAGUGCCCUGGCUGCCUCCAACCCAUUCUUCCCCCUAAUACCCAGGCUGCCUCUCCAACCACCUCCGCCAGCCGCGAGUCUGAUAUCAGCUGUAUCUUCUGGGGCCCACUCCAUGCCCACCGACUCGCUGACCCAAGGUUGCUCCACAAUUGGUGCAGAUGGAGCCAUGCCCUCAACCCCAACGUCCUUCGCCACUUCUUCCAUCAUGGAGAAAAUCUCGGCGAGCAAAGGUCUGAUUUCACCCAUGAUGGCCAGACUGGCGGCUGCUGCCCUGAAGCCCUCCAAUAACAUAGACGCAGGGAAUGGGCAGCCGGCUUCAGCCAGCCAGUUCAAUCUGGUUCAAGUGAAGCAGGAGCCAAUGGACGUCAACUCUGGGGUCUCACAGGAGUCCGCACAGGAGCACAGCCUGGACCUGAGCAAGAAAGACCCCAGUAAUGAAUCAAACGGACACCCUGUACCAGGGAAUACAUCUCUUUUAUCCUCGCUUAUGAAUAAGAUGACACAGUUCAACGCCAUGAAGCUGAAGACAGAGCUGGAGGCAGGCCAGGGCGGCAACACCUCAGAGGCAGCGCAGUAUCUGAACAGAGUGCUGAAGAGGCCUCUGCCAGAAAAAGCCACUGAGAUCUGGAGGACAUACCUCCGCAGGUUUGACACGGAUGACUUCUGUGAGGCUCAGUGUGACUUCCUUCAGAAAGUGCAUUUUCACUGCCUGGUAGAGGACUGUGGUGCACUCUUCAGCACUGUGGACGGGGCCAUAAAACAUGCUAACUUCCACCUCCGGGCCACCUUGAAAGUGAAGUCGGAGCCUCAGUUCGGUGAAGGCAAGGACUCCAGUGAGGGAGCCUUGCUGCAGCCUGCUGCGCCCGUCUCUAUGGCCAACAACCCCUCCAUGGAUGUGGCACACCUCACCUCUUCUGGCGGCUACAGCUCUCCUCCUCCCUCCCUGCUGGCCUGGAAGCAGCUGACCGGCAGCAUCCCUCAGAUGUCGGCCUCCAUGCCCAACCUGCCAGCUAACUCCCCUCUGGCCACCACUUCUCUGGAGAAUGCUAAACCACAAGUCAAACCUGGUUUCCUGCAGUUCCAGGAAAAUGAUCCCUGUUUGGCUACUGACUGCAAGUACUCAAACAAAUUCCACUUCCACUGCUUGUUUGGGAAUUGCAAGUAUGUGUGCAAGACGUCUGGCAAGGCCGAGUCCCACUGUUUGGACCACAUCAACCCCAACAACCACCUGGUCAAUGUCCGUGACCAGUUCUCCUACUACUCUCUUCAGUGUCUCUGUCCUAACCAGCACUGCGAGUUCAGAAUGAGGGGCCACUAUCACUGUCUGCGGCCCGGCUGCUUCUUUGUCACCAACAUCACCACCAAGCUGCCGUGGCACGUCAAGAAGCACGAGAAGGCGGACCGCCGUGCCGCAAAUGGCUUCAAAUAUUUCACCAAGAGGGAGGAGUGCGGGAGGCUGGGUUGCAAGUAUAACCAAGUCAACAGCCACUUUCACUGCAUCCGUGAGGGUUGCCAGUUCUCCUUCCUGCUCAAGCACCAGAUGACCUCACAUGCUCGCAAACACAUGAGACGGAUGCUGGGGAAGAACUUUGACAGAGUCCCAUCCCAGGUGAUGCCACUUGGGCAGAGGGCAGAUGGAACCAGCAUGAUCGGGAGCCAUCCUGGUAUGAACUCCAGCUUCUCCUCCGGCCUCAUGGAUGAGACUGAUGAUUACAUGGACUACACGGGAGGAGGGGGCAGCCCCCUGGGCCUUUCCUCUGAGUCCUCCAACCAGGACCGGAGCUGCACCAGCACACCUGUAGGAUCUCCGGCAGGACAAGGCUGGCCCACCACCACUUCUGCUCCUACCACCCCUGCUGACACUAGCGCAACCCAAAAUGCACCUCCUCCUUCUUCCCCUCCUCCACCUCCACCACCACCACCACCUCCUCCUCUCUCCGCUCCUCAGCCUGGCCUCCAGUCCCAGGCCACAUCCCUCUCUCCCGCUCUCCUCCGACCUCCUCUCUCCUCACUCCCAUACCUCCUCUCUCCAUCCUGUCUGUCAUACUCUCUGCUCAGCGCCUCUCUGGGAGCCACUCGGAGUGUUGUCAUGCCAACCAACACACCAGCUUUCAGCCCCAUCAUUGCCACUCCGUCUCCGGUUAAAAAUGACGUCCCUAUAGUGCAGGAUGCUGCAGGCAACACCAUCUCCAUGCCCACAGCCACUGGUGCAAAGAAGCGCUUCUGGAUCAUCGAGGACAUGUCACCAUUCGGCAAGCGCCGCAAGACCGCAUCGUCACGUAAGAUGCUGGAUGAGGGGAUGAUGCUGGAGGGCUUCAGGCGCUAUGACCUCUAUGAGAACUGCAAGGACUCGGGCUGCCAGUUUUCUCUGAAGGUGACCCACUACCACUGCACACGGGAGAACUGCGGCUACAAGUUCUGCGGCCGCACCCACAUGUACAAGCAUGCGCAGCACCACGACCGCGUCGACAACCUGGUCUUGGACGACUUCAAGCGCUUCAAAUCCUCCCUCAGCUGCAACUUCCUCGACUGCCAGUUUUCAGGCAACAGCACCCACUUCCACUGUCUGCGCUGCGGCUUCCGCUGCACUGACAGCACCAAGGUGACGGCCCACCGCAAGCAUCACGGCAAGCAAGAUGUGAUCAGCGCCGCGGGCUUCUGCCAGUUCAGCUCCAGUGUCGACUGUGAAGUUCCCGACUGCAAGUAUAAGCUCAAAUGCUCGCACUUCCACUGCACCUUCCCUGAGUGUAAGCACACGGUGGUGGGCAUGUCCCAGAUGGACUCCCACAAGAGAAAGCACGAGAAGCAGGAGCGGGGCGAGCUGCCGUCUGUGUCGCCCAAACAGGAAGUGAUGCACCACCUGGGAGGAAGUGUGUCUGCGGUCCCUCCAGCCUCUUUGGGUCGAUCUACAUCCUCACCGAGUGGCCUCCACGGGUUGUCCCGCAGCAUUAACACCAGUGCUCCCUCCAUGCUCUACCAAGCUAGCAGCAUGGGGUCUGAGUAUAACCACCUGUACCCGCCGUCCUCCAUCAGCCUGGACGGCUCCCUCAACCUGGGCACCGACACCAGCAGCUCCCUGUUCUUCCUGAAGAAUGCAGCCGGACUGGGUCUCAGUGACUCACUGGACCUCAGCAAGAAGAUGCACCACGAGGUGGUGCUGACCAACCCGCCGCCCCCGCUGGGUCUGCCGGUGGCUCAGGACGACACCACGGGAACAUCUGGAGAGGCCGAAGACGAUCUGUCACCCGAGGAGGAGGCACACGCAGAGGAGGAGGAAGAAGACGACGAUGAGGAGGAGGAGGAGGAGGAGGCAGAGGAGGAGCUCAACAGUGACUCAAAUGAUGAUUCAAUGGUGGAGCUCCACGGUGAAAAGAACAAUGGCGAGAGUUUUGAUGCUUCCGUUAACCACACUGAUACUUCCCCACUGGAAAAUCAAGACGCUGACCCAUGAAAAAAAAUAAACCUAACAGUGACUCUAGGAACUGAAUAAAAAUACUCUGUGUACUAUGAACAAAGAAAAAUGAAAGUGGCCUCAUUGAUCAUGUUUAGAGACUCGAGAUGACAACAGAAAACAACAACAGCGUGGAGAAAAAUGACGGCCCAAAAUGAUUUAUUAUGAUGUUUACAAGAUGACCAACAUUAUUAAUUCAAUUAUGCAUUAAAAAAAUAUGAACGGAGACACACAGAAUUAGGCCCUGGUUUACACACGGGGCAGCAAUGUAAAGCAUUUUACUACACAUCAGUCUUUUUGUGUGCGUGCAUGUUUGACUUUAAUUUAUUUUCAUUUUUUCACUUUUUGUGUGUGGAUAAAAAAAAAAACCUUAGAAAAACAAAUCUCUCUAUAUAACUAUAUAUGUAAGUGUGUGUGUGGACGAUGAUAUACAAAAGGAAAUUGCUGGCACGGGGCCGUGGAGUCAUAGAAAAAGGGAUGUGAAUCACUAAAGGGGAAACAGGAUACGUUCAAACAUUUGAUCUUUUUUUCUGUAUUAAUAUUAUUAAUUAUUAUUAUUAUUAUUAUUAUUAUUAUGAGGCACUGAGAGAAGAGGGAGUUACAUUUUGCUUGUUCCCAUCUCUCUCAGGUGUUUUCCUUUGUUCUCAAUGACAUGUGGGAUUGACCAGUGAAUAUUUGGUCAGUCUCGGCAGUCGGGCUUCCAGCAAGCCGCCGGUCUCAACAGUUCUCUGACAUUCUGCUAGAAAUGUUUGACCAGCACCAAAACCAAGCUCAGCUCUUGUAAUUUUACCCCCCUGCUGCGGAGGAAUCAAGUUUGUGUGUGGAUAGUGCACUUUUAUAUUAGCUGACCACGAUGAUUACGAUGAUGAUAGAUAAACUCAUAAGCAUAUUUUAAAAAUAUUUUUGUUACCAUUUGCAUCUUUGCAUUACAAUGUCGUUUUUUGUUGUGUUGUUAGUCAGAAGCAUAUCGAUCUGUAAGCAGGCGAGGUCGUGAUUAACGGCCGGAGAGUCAGGAUGUGGGGGGAAGGUGGGGGUUGGGAUGUGGGGUCGGACCGACCAGAGGAAACGAUGAGUCACUCAGAAGAAGAGCGACAGGGGCGACCGAGGAAGCGUCAGGGAGUGUGUUUUAUGUUGAAAUUCUUCAGACCGAAAAUGUCUCAACGGCAUUUUGUUUCCAUUCACUAUGGCUGUGGUUGAGCUCCUGUUGUAACGGUUUUUAUUUAAUAUUUAUGUGACCUUCCAAUGAGAAAUUUCUAGGGUGUUAUUGCACUUUUUAGGUUCAUUUUUACCGUCUGAAAAAAAAAAGGAUAUAUAUCUUUUAACAGGGAACUUUGCUUUAAAGAUGUUGUUUUAGUUCACUUUUGCUUUAAUGCACAAAUAGAUGUUAGUGUGACAAAGAACUGUUGUUCUGUGAUUUAUUUAAAGACUGGUUUUUAUUUUGCUUCUGUGAUUCGACAGUUUGAAAAAAAAAAAAAGAGAAAAAAAAAAAGGAAACAAGUGCGCCAGAAAAGAGGGUGCCCUGAUGAGAAACACUAAUGCGGACUGUGAUUUUAAAUGAAUUCUUAAGAAGUUGAUGGCAAUGCUCACUUACUGUAGUACUAAAUUAUAAAUCUGUCAAAGCCACACUCUGGUUUAUAUCGAGCGAAUAUGUUCGACCUAGAAGUGGACACAUUGAUCUUGAAUUAUCUCUUGAGCUUGGCAUUGGAAAUAAACGAUCACAAUAUAGGGAAUAAUAAUGUGUGUAGAUGAUAUUCCUCCAGAUAUUGUUUUCAGAAGAAAAAAAAGGUUGUACAGUAUUUUCCUCUGUAAAAAAUGACUAUAUAUGAACAAAAUGCUCUUUGAUGAACAGCUUCCUUUAAAAAGAAAACCGUUAAGAGGAGAAAUGAAUAAUAAAAAGUUAAAAAUUCAAAUAGCCUCAUCAUAGUUUGCUUGUGUGCGUGACCUUUUUUAAUUACCCCAGAUUUCUUGGGAAAAGUUGUUCAUACUGUAGCAUUGGUAGAUUCCGUUAUGAUGUUUGCAGUAUAUUUUUUUCUUUUUCAAAACUAUGUCAGAAGCUCAAACUAAAAUACACUGAUUUGAAUUCAUUCAUCGAUGUUUCUGUUUUAUUUAAAGACUCGUUUUCAUUCAUUGUCAUUUUUCUAUGUGUGUGCUUUUGUUUUUUUCUUUCCCUCAUUAAUUGAAAUUCUUGGUUUAUAUUUACUUUGCUGUGGGCAUGCCUCGUUCACAGACUGAACUGUCUCCCGGGAUGUCACAACGUUUUGUUUUGUUUUCUCAUCAGAUAACUGUAGGGGCUGGGAGACAUUGUGCACUUGAAUUCAGUUUAUGUGUGUUUGUGUGUGUGUACGAGUGUGUGUGAGGGUGUAAAAUGGCAGGAUUUGUAAAAAGUUGAAAAUAAAGGAACUAUAAUUAUUAUAACGAUACACAUGUAGUGAUUGGUAGUUGCUUCAGCUGGAGGACGUGUGGAGGGGAAAAGUGCUGCUGGACGUCAGCGGAGCGAAAGGUCACAGCAGCGAACUCUGACUCUUUUUCUAUCUGUCUGUGUCUGUGACGCUACUGAAAUGUGUGUGUGUGUGUGUGUGUGUGUGUGUGUGUGUGUGUGUCUCCCCCUGAGAGAGACAGAUAGGCCACGGCUGUAAGAACACAGACCUGUGGCUCCGUCCCAGCUGCUCAAAGCCUCGAUUCAUAUUUCAUGACCUUGUGCGCCUUUUUUCCCUGCUUUUUUCCACUUUAAAUCUAACUGGGACGCUUUCCUGCUGCAGAAUUUCAAGAAAAACAAACAAAACUAACUAACAUCUGCAUUCAUGCAGGUAGAGGAAUCAACAAUAUUUGUUGCCCGUCGUUCAUGCUUGACAUUCUGGUGCAAGAACAAGAUCAGAGGACCAUUAGGGAGAUUUAGAUGCCUGCUACUGCUAACAAGAUGGCUCUCUGUGUCUUGUUCAGUGUUAACAGGGCACAUUUAUUUUUUUUUAGUUCUUUUUUUUUUUUUUUGCCUUGAGCCAUGUGCUGGGUUCUCCUCCCACUCCCUCAUGUCACCCAGUGGCCAGUGUGCUGGUUCUCUCUGUCCCUACGUCUACAGCUGUUCCUGUCCUUCCUCCUUCUCUUCCUUGUGAUGUUUUUUUUUUUU